UCAAGCACAACAGAAAAUUUUAAAGUAACAUUUCUACUUGUCAUGACAAUAGAAAACUUAGAGAAAUACAACUUUAAUGUGGUUGUUAUGUUUAAGUGGUAUUUCAUAUUCUUCUUAAGAAGCAGUCAAAAAUACUUCUCUAAUGUGUAAAAAAGGCCGUACUUCCUUUUUUGUCAGUUGUUCGUCAUGGUCUUAUGUUUAGAUCGGUCGUUCCUCAAUUUGACUGGAAAAGAACGUAGAGUUCACAAUUUGACCAGAGUGAGUUCAGCUUUUUAAAGAAUAUUAGAAAUAUUAGAGAGGAAAAUGAAGCUGAUUUUAUUUCUUCUUGUCCUCUUGGAGAACGGAGUGAAUUCAACAGCAGGGCUCCGUGUGUUUUAUUUUUCACAGGAAAUUAUCUUACAAUAUUUCUUUAACUCAAAUUAUAAUAAUUAUGAAAAAUCUUGUUGUAAGUUUUAUCAGUCGGAGUGCAUCAUCUUUGUUAAUAGCAGAGGAUAUGAGGCCAACCUGUACAGAGGAAGAAUAUUCUUCACUAAUUAUUAUGGAAGAUUUGAAGUAAGAAUGACAAAGCUGAGCAUGAUGGAUGCUGGCAGAUACAGAUGUGGUUUCAGUAGCUUCCCUGCCACAUAUCAAUAUGUUCAAGUUACAGUUUCUGAAUUAACACGCAUCGGAGUAAACACAGUUCCUCUCUUGCCAAAAUUCUCCAUCAAACCAUCAGUCUGGCCCUCUACUUCUCCCUCUCCCUCUAUGCCAACUGUUUCUGAGGACGACAAAGAUAAACAAAGUGACAGCUGGAGAGCAUCCUACACAUUAGCUGCAGUUUUAAGUGUUCUGCUGUUUGCUGUCAUCUCUGCGACACUGCUCGUGUACCGUCUAAACACCAGGAAGAAGAAAUCCACAGGUAAGAGUGAAAUUUGUGGUUCUCCUAACAUCUCCGAGGAGCAGAAUGCCAUCAUCUACUCUAUGGUGGAGUUUAAGCCCCACCAGGAUCCAUCUGAACUUUAUGCCAAUUUACAGAUGCACAACCCAAAAGACACUGAUUUUUCUUCAAACUGUAACGUCACAGUAGAGGAAAGUGUAGAAUAUUCCACUAUUAUGAGAGCACCACCAUAAACAUUUGCAAUAAUUGUGUUCUAUGUUUUCAUUGCUUUGAUUUGUUUUUUGUUGUGGUUGCUUUUGUUUUCUUGAGAUAUUUUUAUAUUUUUUUCUUAUUAGAUAUUUUUUUGAUUUUUUUUAGAUUUAAACAAUAUUAUUAAUUCAACACUGUACUGAUACAGCAGAAGUAUUUUAUUCUUGAAAAUGUAAUUAUGAUGAUAAAUGCCGGAAAAUGUCUAUAGAAGUAAAAUGUAUUAUCUAAAAAAUAUAUUACUUUCUGGGUACUUGACUCACGUGGGUGAUUGACCUUUAAGGGCAUAGAAACACAUAGGAUGACAACUUGUGAUGAAAAAAUUAUAAUUGCAAUAAUUUUAUUUUGGAUGAACAGAGAAAGUUUCAGUUAUGAAACAUGUAACUAGAUGUUGAAAGUCAGUGGAAACCAGAUUUUGCAAUUCUUUAUUUCUUUAUCUAGCAGCAGUUAACCGUCAAAAUCUAAAGAGUGAGGCAACAUAAAGAUGAGGUGAAGCAUGUCAUGUGUAAUACAUUAUGUUAGUAUUGAAUAGGAUUUAAGGGACACUGGGUUAAUCGAGGUCACUCAAAUGAAUCAACACUAGGCCUACCACCUUCCACAAACAGUACCAAUAAAUUCUGCAAUGAUA
Carassius gibelio (silver crucian carp) is the source of this 1751-nucleotide messenger RNA. RefSeq lists its product as uncharacterized. Gene Ontology annotation, cellular component: plasma membrane. Lineage: Eukaryota; Metazoa; Chordata; Actinopteri; Cypriniformes; Cyprinidae. Bases 304 to 1110 code for a protein of 268 amino acids. The record is from RefSeq and is a predicted model, not a curated record. The transcript has 6 exons. Gene Ontology annotation, molecular function: transmembrane signaling receptor activity.